Thrips palmi is the source of this 6002-nucleotide messenger RNA. RefSeq names its product active breakpoint cluster region-related protein (gene RhoGAP1A). The transcript has 14 exons. Gene Ontology annotation, biological process: intracellular signal transduction; positive regulation of GTPase activity. Bases 128 to 3682 code for a protein of 1184 amino acids. The record is from RefSeq and is a predicted model, not a curated record. Gene Ontology annotation, molecular function: guanyl-nucleotide exchange factor activity; GTPase activator activity. Gene Ontology annotation, cellular component: membrane. Lineage: Eukaryota; Metazoa; Arthropoda; Insecta; Thysanoptera; Thripidae.
CCUCUUUCGCUGUUGGCUGCUGUCGCCUGUCGUCGCAGUGAAUCAGAGUUGACAAAACAUCCGCAACCUGCCGAUUUUGUUGUGGUGUUAUCAUCAAUGAAAGUCAAGAUGCAUUAUUUGUGCUGAAAUGAGUGUGUUUGGGGAUUUUAGACGGGUCUGGGUGAAACGUUUUCCCAACAGUGACCUGCCAGCAGCUUGGGAAGAGGAUGUGAGGGCCAACUUAGCCAAACACAAACAAAAGGUCGCCGUCCUGAGGGAGGAGCUCGAGAAGGAAGAAUUCUACGUCGAGUAUUUGGAACGCCUUCUCCAGGAUGUGGCUGCCAGCAAGAGAGAGAACAGCGUGGAGCCGGCACCGCGCAAGGUGACCGACGGCAACAGGGGCCGGAGUCACAGAAAUCAGGUGGGGUUAGGGUCGUCUGUAGGGGAUGACGACAAUUCGGACGAGUUCGACUCCAGGAUCAUCAAGUCCGGCAGCAAGGACUCGAUCGACCAGUGCAUUUCAGAGCUGUCUCGCGGCCUGUCGGAGACGGACCUUUCGUCCCCGUCGUCCCCGUCGCAGCCUGUUCAGAAUUCGUCCCCUAACAGUCAUGAGGCUCAUGAGGCCCUGGAGCAGGAGGUGGCCCCCAUCCAGGAAGAAACCAGCACAGGCAUUUCCCCAGACCCCUCCAAUUACAUCACAGUUAUUGAGGUGAACAGCGUUAACGCUAAAGGUGACAAGAAUAAUGGUGUUUCUGAGAAGCAAAGUCCUCCUUCCAGCAGUCCAACUGUCAAUCAAGCGGCACCUGUCAGAAAGGCUCCUCCUAUUCCACCUCCUAAAAGAUUCAGUAAAUGCAAAGACGCAAGCCCUGAAGCACCUGUCAGCCCAGCUGAAGCUAAAAAGCGCAAGGAAGAAGAAGACGCUGCUGUUGCGGCAUUGAAUGAGGCUGUGGAGGCUGCCGAGGCAUCUCAAAGUGCGCUCGAUGCUGCCCUUGAUAAGGACCCCGAUUACAGGGAUCCCAUUGAUUUGGUUGAAGAUGAAGAGGAGGAAGAGCCGUAUUAUGACUCUGUGCCUUUAGAUGGUGGUCUAGUUUCUGAUGUUGAUGAAUCAGAGUUUACGGAAGACAGUGAAGAUGCUAAAAGUGCGACUUUGCCAAGCCAUGCAUGGCUGCAAAAUAAAGGUGCCUCACCAUCUCCUGUUUUUACUUGUGAGCCAGAGAGUCCUGGCAAGAACUCAAAUUAUGUCAAUAUUGAUUAUUUUAUCAUGCAAAGAGCUGGGGCUGCAACUCGCAGCAGCUCUGUGGAGUCAGAAGAUGAUGGAGAAGUGCCCCCUUUAAUGCGAACAAUAUCGAUUGAUACGGAGCCCAAUGAUGAUCUUCUGAGUACAGGAAGCUUCUCUGAAGCUAACUAUGCUACCACCGGCAGCUCAUCAUCAUUGGAAUCAUCCUUAACAUCUAAUACUGGAGACAAGGCAGAAGCAGAACGCAUGACCAUGUAUAGAUGUAUAAUCUCAAGUAUUAUGGAGAGUGAGACUUUAUAUGUGGAAUGCUUGGCUGUAUUGGUACAGUAUAUGAAAGCAAUGAAAGCCACUCUGGGCACAUCACAGCCUGUCAUUUCCGAGCAGGACCUAAAUACAGUCUUCUACAAAAUCCCUGAUCUUCACCGACUUCACCAGGCCUUCUUAGAGGGCCUACAAAAAAGAUCACUCAAUUGGGAUGGGCGUCUUACGAUUGGUGAUCACUUCAAAAUCAUGGCAAGCAACAUCAAUGUUUAUGGAGCCUUUCUACAUAACUAUUCGCGAGCUGUCGAUACAGUGGGGCGCUGCUCGGCCAACAGCAAUCAGUUCAAUAAACUGACCCGAGACAUUCCACUCCCAUCCCAAUCGGGUCAAAAUGUUUCACUUGAAGAUUUACUUCACAAGCCUGUGGCCCGAGUCCAGAAGAAUGCUCUUGUUUUGCAUGACCUGCUUAAGUACACACCCCUCUCGCAUCCAGACCAUAAAACAUUAUCUGAAGCUUUGGAGUUAACUCAAAGCUUCCUGGAUGAGUUCAAUAUGAUACAUACAAAGGCUAUGUUCCCUGCUGCAGACAGGGCACAGCGGCGGUUGGUCCGUAAUUCCUUCAUUGUUGAACUUGCUGACGGCCACAGAAAGCUCAGACACCUUUUUCUUUUCAAUGAUGUCAUUGCUUGUGCUAAAUAUAAGGCAUCUGGAAGAGAAAAAUAUACAUUUGAAUUGAAGUGGUACAUACCACUAUCAGAUAUUGUGAUAUUUGAAGAACCUGGUAUAGAGCCUAGAGAAAGCAGUCCUCCUAAUAUCGUUGCCUUGAAAAGUGCUGCAUCUACAGUACGUGACCAGCUUUUGUGGGAACAGAGAGCUGUUGGUGUAGAAAGACAACGUAGAUCAUCUCGUUCUGAGAAACAUAGAAAAAAGCUUGCAGACUUGGAGGCUCAGUUGGUUUUAGCAUCUCCAAACCUUGUCUUUCGUGUGGGAAACCGCACUUCAAGGGCUUACACAUUCUUUUUAUCAUCAGAAUUUGAACGAACACAAUGGAUUGAAGCAGUGCAUGCAUUGCAGAGCUCUCAGCUUCCUGGGCCAGCUGUAACUGUAUCAAUGCUAGAGCUCCAAGCUUGGAUCACAGCUUGCCGCAGUUAUCUGAAGACAAAUAUGGGUUCUUAUCUGCUGAGAUCGGGAAAAGAUGAAAGCUUACUUGUGGGUGAUCUACAUUUAACUUUAAAAGAAUUGACUGGACUUGAUCAAGCUGCUGAUCUUUACAUCUGUAUUGAGCUUGAUUCGUAUGGGCACUAUUUUCGCAAGGCUAAGACCAAACUUGUGUGUAAUUCCUCAUGCCCUCGUUGGGAUGAAUCUUUUGUCAUUGAACUAGAAGGAGCUCAAAAUCUUCGUAUAUUACUGUAUGAAGAAGCUGCAGAAAGACCUCUCCUCCGUGCUAAGUGUACCCACAAGCUAAGCCGUUCGUGGCUAUCGGAACAAAAGCUGGUUGAACAAACUGUUGAACUGAAUAACUUAUAUUUGACACUUUCCCUGCGAUUUGUCCCUAGUGAAGUUACUUUAAGAAGAGUUCCUACUGCAAAAGCAGGAGCUUUGUUUGGUGCUAAAAUUGUUCAAGUGUGCAAGCGACAAAAACGGCCCGUCCCUUUCAUAAUCACAAGCUGCAUACGUGAGGUAGAAAGACGUGGAAUGAAUGAGGUUGGGGUGUACCGAGUUUCGGGCUCUGCAUCUGAUCUGAAUCGCCUUAAAAAGUCUUUUGAAACAAAUUCCUAUGAAGCAGAGCAGUUACUUAAAGAUGUGGACAUUCAUUCAGCCACAGGAGUGCUGAAAUUGUAUUUAAGGGAGCUCCCAGAAGCUCUCUUUACUGAUGAGCUGUAUCCUAAAUUUUUCCAAGCCUUCAAUGGAAACAGGGAAGGUGAUGCUCGGACUCAAGCUCUGGAACAGUGUUUCAAUUUGCUUCCACCACUUAAUCAGGGCAUCAUAAAUUACAUCAUCAGUCAUCUCAUAAGGGUGAAUCAACAUGAGGCACAGAACAAAAUGUCAAUGCACAAUUUGGCUACCGUGUUUGGACCCACUCUCUUGCGGCCAGGGUCCAAAUUGGACAGCAACAAGACAAGGGAUCCAUUGGCAGCUGGCACAGUAGACGUCAUGGCUCAGGCUGGUAUUUUGUAUCACUUUUUGCAGCAAUCCCAGAAAUAAGAGCAACAGUUAUCUGUCUAGGUCCUGCGAACAAAAGUAGAAGCUGUCUUAUUAGGGACCUAUUGUGUAAGUGGCGUAAUGAAAGAAAGCAACGACAGUAUGGUGAUAAACCUUUUGGUUAUGUUAAAGUUACUGAAGAUGUGCAGGCAUUUCUUUAGCUUGCUGUCAUUGAAAAGACUACAUGCAGUUCCUCACAAAUUUGAAUAUCAGUAUUUCUGUGAAACAAGAUGUGUUUCACAAACAAGCAUAUUAUGAUUUUCCAAAGACUGCUAAAUCUGUAUUUGUGAAGGUUUUUUUUUUUUUUUUUUUUUGUUUACUUCACACAUUAUGUACUUUUGAACACACUCCAUAUGUGAUACAUUUUUUAUCAAGGUCCAUGUUAUUUAUAGCAUUCAAAUACAUUGUGUAAGUGAUUACAAAGUGCACCAAAUACGGAAAGAUCACUACUGCUCACAUCUUUGUGUUCCGAUAUUCAUCAGGACUGAAACUGUUUUUUUUAUUAUUAGAAUCCAAGUGGGCUUUGCCUUACUUAAAUAUGAUCACUGAUUUGUAUCAAAAUCUAAACAUGAUGCUUGAACUAUGGAUAUGAAGGAGAUAUCAAACCUCUUCUUCAGGAUGGUAAGAGACAAUUUUGCCAUGCAUUUGCUGGAAGAAUCAAGGAGAUGAGUAUGGCUUCAAAUUCAAACAACACAUGCCUUGAUUCAUCAUGGUCAUCUAUGAUGCUGGUAUUUUGUCUUUAAUUAAUUUUUUCCUGUCCUUUUUUUUUGUCAAAAGUUUGAUGUUUGAAAAUUUUGAUUUAUUUAUAGUAAGUAGGGAUGGUGGGGGUAGUUGAGUGAGGGGAAUGACCAAUUAAGUUACCUAGCAGAAGAUCAUUAGCACCCAUGCUGGAUUUGGUGGGCUGUGAAUUCUCUGUCUACUUCAUCUCACUACAAAAAUAAUUAUAGUGCUCUUCAUUGGUAAUUUUGCCUGAGACAUCACAUUUUCUUGAACUAAAGCUCAUUGAUAAGACUUCUAUCUUGUUCCUCUUUUAAUGUUAUAUUUUGUAAACCUGUACUUCUCCUUGUUGCAACUAAGUUUCCCUCCUAAUUUUUGUAUCCAUAAUUUUUACUGAACUUACAUCACUGAUCAAGUGAUUUUUAAAUUUACUUACGUCAAUUUGGGUCAAUACAACCUGUGUGUUUUGAACAUAGAUUUUUUAAUAUGGAGACAAAAUACGUACUUUAGUGUGUCUCAAGGUUUUCAUCUCAAUCAUCUCUCAGAUUGCAAGAUCUAGAUUUAGGAGAUUGCACUGAGAAAUGGAACCGUUACUGGUGCUCUUUUCAUUCCACUGUAGAACUUAAUUUGUACUUUUAUACGUCAGUUUGUUACUUUUUACUUCCGCUGGUGCAAGUGUUUUAUAAAAGUGAUUUUGGAAUGAGAAUUUUGGCUCAUGUUUCCAAUAGAGACUUGUUGUUUUUCAUUAGUUUGUGCCAACUUUUUUUUACAUCGAAAAAGAAUAACAUUGCCUUUGGUGUAAAUGCCUUGGUAAUUUUGAAGGAGAUAUUUUUCCUUGACCAUGAAUCAAAUCCAUCUCUUCCUUGUGGCAGAAGUGGAAUUUUUCUGUCAUGUUUCAAUUUAAGACUUGUGUACAUCACCAUCACAGAAAGUUAUUGUUCUGCGAGAAAGACUUAAUCAAAUGGACCAUAUUUUGUGGAAGUCACUUUUGCUCAAGUUUGUUUCUAAUCUACCUUAAUCAACAACAAAGGUUAAAAAUUUUCUUGAUGUGCGGUGUCUUUAAGAGAAAAAAAGAAUGAGCCUUUCAUGUCUUGUUUAUAAACCAUUAAUCUUUGCUACAGUUUUGUUUGUUCUUUAUCAGAGCUUAAAAUACGAGUGGCAUGGUCGUGUUAAGACUCGACUAGUCAGCUCUAAAAUAUUGUUGAAGAAGUAGAGCAUUUUAUUCAUUGGUGCAUAUUAGUAAUGUCAGUCAAUAUUAUCAUCUAGUCAUAGAGAGCAGCUUAAAGCAAAAUGUUACUAUGCAGAAUUUUUGUUGUGUUAUUAAUUCCUUCAAAUUGAGCAGCAAUUUUAGAGUAGUCCAGGUAUGCUUCUGUUUAAUCAUUAUAUAAAUAUAUUAUUAUUACUUGCCAGAGGUCUUGCUCUAUGCUACUCAAUUUCCAUACUGUUUGUACAGUAUAUAUUUGUUAUGUAGACAUAAUUGCAUUAUUUUCAUCCAAGUUGUGAACAUAACUAAAUUUUGUAUUGUGCAUGACUGUGUCUUACACAACUACUUUUAUAUUUGGAAAUGUAUUUUGGGUUGAAUAGUGUAAUAAAGCUAUACUAAGAA